AUGCAAUCGAAUGAAGAAUUCGUGAAAUUUCUAGGCGAAGGUUCUUACGGCUAUGUCCAUCUCGUCAAAUACACGAACCCCGACGGCUCCUCUUUUCACGCCGCCGUGAAAAAACUCUUACACCGACGACGACGACUUCGACAAUCUUCAGAGAGAGUUACGGAUCCUACUCCAACUCAGAGGAAAUCAGAGAAUCAUCGAAUGCUUUGGAGACAAACUGGAACAAGGUCUCAGCUCUUACGGGAACACAGUCCGCAAAUUGCUUCUCGAGUACGCACCUGA
Thlaspi arvense is the source of this 282-nucleotide messenger RNA. The record is from the annotation of a GenBank genome assembly. NCBI's taxonomy places the organism in Eukaryota, Viridiplantae, Streptophyta, Magnoliopsida, Brassicales, Brassicaceae.